UUUUUCUGCGCUUUAGUUCCGCGCCGGGUGCCACGAAUGUUGCAUCUAUCAUAUUGUGUGUGCGCGCGUUUUUCAAACAUUUUCCCACAAAUUUUCGCAUUUAAAGUGUGUAGCGCGAAUUUCAAUUGGUUUAACAAAAAGGAUUUAAUAUUUUCAAUGCAGCUCCUGCAGGUGGGAAAGAUCAAAAUCAAGUCUGAUAAGAUUCUUUCUACCUGGACCCUCCCGUGAAGUUAAAAUUUUCAACAACUCGAAAACGAUGUGCUGUGUGUGUGUACAGUGCAGUGUUCUGGUGAUUACUUAGUGAUAACACUUCGCGCCACCUACAAACUAGUCGCUAUCAUCGUUAUCCUAGGAUUGACACUCGAGAUAAGAGGGACAAGAGAAAAACAGGGGAAUUCCCGGAGGAGCCGGGAUUUAAGAGAAGGACCUUAUGACACAGUAUCGAGUGGUUGUGACGAGGCACAAAGAGGGGCGCCACUGAUAAAAGCCUGUAUUUUCCAACUGCCCUCACUUUUUUGAUUGGCCUCGGCCUUUCUUUCUUUCUCUUUUGCUUUCUCUCUCUCUCCCUUAUUUCUUUUUUUUUUUAAAUUUCUUACCGCGAAAAAGUAUCGCGCGUGCGCCUACUAUUCGACACGUGCGGUGUCAUUAAAAAACCGCAAAAAUUCUCGACAUAAUGGACAUGAGCAGCGAAUCGAGCGCGCCGAGGUCGUGGUACGAGCAGCCGAGGAGCCUCGAACCACCCUCGGGGGCAGGAGGACCAGCCGGGGUCACAGGGGUCGUCGGCAGCCCCGAUUACAGGAGUUACUACCCCCACGGACCAACGCCCCAUCAUCCAGCAGCCGCUCACUACGCUCACAGUAGGAUGUCAACGAGUGGAGUUGGAAGUGGACCAGUGAGUCAAGUCUGUCGUCCUCACUUUCAUAGUUCAGUACUCCACCCUUGGUUGUCCAGCACGGGUGCGGACACCUCCAAACCUUGGGGAUUUCCAUCGAGUGCCGCGUCGACAGGUGGCAGUGGCGAAGAUAAACCCCAAAGUCCGUUGAAUUCCUCUCUGCCACCCAGCUCAGGAAGUCUCUCGAGUCAUGGGGGUGCGAGUGGUCAUCACCUCUUCUCCUUCCCACCGACGCCGCCAAAGGACGCGACGCCGGACAGCAUAACGGCGAGUACGACGUCGAGCACGACGAACGGCACCAGCAACAACAACAAUAACUCGACCAGCAACAGUAACAACAAUUCUCUGAAUCUCGGCGGCGGUGGAAGCAGCGAGUAUCAAGCGGCUGUGGCGCACGCCGCCGUGAUGGGGGCCUUCAUGCACCACCAAGACGCCCUCGGAUCAACUUCCGGUGGUUCGUGUGACGUGAAACCCUCGGUGAUGCUCGGUCAUCAUCACGGCGCACCAUCGCCUCCCCAUCAGCACAACGGCUCCAACGGUGCUUCCGGACAGGUCAAACAACGAGAAGGUAAUAGCCAAUCGGCCGGAAGCAAUGGGCCAUCCGGGAACCAGGCGACUGCAAGUCAACAACAGCAGCAGGAUUAUCAGAGCAAUCAGCAGGCACCAAAUUCACCUUGCCGGGAAUCUUACGCCACGUCCCACCAUACAUCCUCUGCCUCCCAAUAUGAUCCCACUGCCACUGCUUACAACAUGUAUCAACACCUUCAAUAUCCCACCCAUCAUUCCCACAAUCCUCACAAUGGGCCAUCCUCAAUAUUUUCGACGAACCAUCAUGGCUCCGGUGUUCCCGGCGUCAGUCCCGACUCCAAACUCUUAGGCUCCCACGGGAACACACCCCACUCGCCCGGUUCCCAACAACAGCAGCAGCAAAAGCCGAGGAACAAGUCCAGAACGUCCGCCGAAGGUCGCGAGUGUGUCAACUGUGGUGCCACGUCAACACCCUUAUGGCGAAGGGACGGAACCGGUCAUUACCUCUGCAAUGCCUGUGGUCUUUACUACAAGAUGAAUGGACAAAAUCGACCUCUCAUCAAACCCAAACGACGCCUUUCCCUGCAAAGUGCUGCCCGUAGAGCUGGCACAAGUUGUGCGAACUGCAAAACAGCAACAACGACGCUUUGGCGAAGAAACCAAGCCGGCGAGCCCGUUUGCAACGCUUGCGGUUUAUACUACAAACUCCAUAACGUCAAUCGACCACUAACGAUGAAGAAAGAGGGAAUUCAAACCAGGAAUCGGAAGUUGUCUUCGAAAAGCAAAAAAAAGAAGGCUGGAGGCUGUUUGGGACUGGGUGGUGUCAUGGGAGACAUGAUCAAAGCCAGUGGGCAUCUUGAUCUCGAUAACAAACCGUUUCAUUCUGGAUUUGGUUCUCCAAUGGGUUCAUCGCAACAUCAUCAUCCAAUGCAUCCAAUGCAGCAUUAUAUGUACCACCCGGGAGUCGGUGUACCCGGCGGUCUUCAUCAAGGAUUUGCACCGCCGGCGCCACCUUCGAUUCAUCCUCACUCGCAUUCACAUUCUCAUUCUCAUCACAUGACGAGUCUUCAGGGUCUUCAAUUAGCAGCCACGACGAACGCUAUGAGUGGCUGGAGAUCGGAAUAUACAUGAAUGGAGACCGUUGAUUAGCAUUAAAUAAGUUUUUGGGCGAAACCCACUCCACUUUUUUUUGUUUAAAAAAAAGAACCUUUUUCUCGUUGGUCCGAUAAGAGAAAUUAUCGGGAGAAUACAUCUAAAUAAACUAUAGAAGACAUAUGUAAUAGAUGAGCGAAUGUUUUGUAAAUAUGUAAGAUAAAAUUAAUAUUUAGGGCCAUUGCGCCCCGGCCCCAAGUACAAAAGAAGUCAUACUUGUAUCGAGUCUUAUAUUGUGUAUAUAUAAUGCUAUAUAUAAAUAUAUAAAUAUAUAUUAUUAAUAAUAUAAUUAUAUUAAAACGCAUUCGCGUUGUGCGAGAUCGUCACGUCUGCGGGUAUUUAUAUUAGAGAAAAUCCGCUCAUUUUUUAUGUCUUCAAAGUAAACUCUAAUCUCUCAGGCAAAAUGUUUAUUUAAUUUAACUUAACUAUUAAUUAUUUAUUACUUAUUUACACAUAACUUUAGUGUACAUGCAAUUAAAUUUUUUUUAUUUAAUUUCAAUAAAAAUUUGAUUCCUUAUUAUAAAUAUAUGGAGUUUAUUUGGUUGUUUCAAAUAAACUUUUCUCUGAGGGAAUAAAUUAUAAAAUAUCAAAUUAGAAAAAAAAUGAUAUAUUUCAUCAGUUAAAAAUUUUUUGAUUGUUUCAAUCAAUAAAUUAGAUUUCAAAUAUUGACAGAAAUUUUUUAAAAUGAAACGAGAGGAUUUUUUUCGCGGUGUAAACGAUUGUUGAAAAUAAUUGUUAGGGGGAUGAAACCCAACGAUUGGUCAAUUGACUAAUAUAUUUUUGACAAUCGAGACGCGUCUUUAAAAGUGAGCCGCUGACGUGAACGAGGAAGCUUAGUUAAUCGAAGGUAUCGUGCAAUUUAAGAUAAUAAAUUUUUUCCAAGUGCGCUCGAUCGGACGCUCUCGCGCGUCGACUCUCUCAAUUCAAAAUAUUCUAAAAGUAUCAAUUCUUUCAGGAGGCUGUGCAAAAGAAAUUAUUUUGAAUUUUAAUGAAGCUUUUAAAAAAAAAUAUUGAGUAAUAUUUAAAAUUUUACAAACUUUUUAUCAAUAUAAUUGUCCGAUCGUGUCACUGUUGUUUUGUGUGUUGUAAUGGUUAGUGAUAAAAAAAAAGAUAUUAUCCUUGUAAAUCAUAAUGGUUCCCAGUGCGCGCCAUUAGAAAAUUCUCCUUUAAAUUUUAUUUAUCAAUGUGAAGAUAAAAAGAUUUCUUUAAAUGUGAAAUCUCUGUAUUUUUCAUCAAGAAGAAAAGUUUAUUUAUAAAUUUAGACAAAUUUUAAUUUGUGACAAUUAUUAAUUUAAAUGAUUUUCGGAGAGAUGGAGAAUUUUCUUUUGAGAAAGGAAUCCCAAUGCUGUCGCCAAAUGUGUGUUUGUAAUUUUCGGCAAGCGAUGAAGAUAUGACAGCGUUGUGGCGAUUGUUGACUGGGACAAAAAAGUAGCUCAAAUAACGAAAGGAUAAAUUAAAUGAAUAGGAAAAAAAAUAGUCAAAGCCACGAACCGAGAGGCGCGCGGAGAAUUGUAAAUUUUGUAUCUUCGAGAUUGUGUAUCGUGUUAUUAGUAAUUAUAACAAUUACAAGUGUUGGUCAGAUAGCGAUUGCGAAAAAAUUUUCGCGCUGCGAAUGGCGACUGUGCAUAAAAAAAAAUUACUAUAGUGUUUUAAUCACAUAACGUUUUACAUAGAUAGUCAAAAGUAUUAAGAUGAUGAGAGAAUAUAUCGAUAAAAAUACGUCAUUGAACAUAUAAAUAUAUAUAAAUAAAAAAAAAAUAUAUAUAUAUAAAACACUGUAAAACUCUCCGUUGCGUUGAGUACCGCAUUGUGAUUUUCGAUUUCUAGAAGUUAACUCGUUCUAGUGUAAUUAUGAUGGAUUUUACGGCGCGUCAUCCUGUUGCACUUUGAUGCGAUUUUCUAAAAGACUGAUAAAUACGAAUGAAUAAAGGGGAAUGAGAGAGCGGGGGAUUUUUGAAAAUCGCAAAUUCGAGGUGAGAGAGACGCACGUAGGUGUUUUGUCGACAUUUAAGCCCGCAUAUACAUACGUGAAAAAGAAUUGUAUCUAUUAAAAUAGUAUUAUUAGGAUGUAGCGCGUAGAGCCUGUGCGAUAUUGUCCUUUUUCAUGAGGCACGAAAGAAAGUGAAUAAAAAAACAAACAGAUUUAAUAAAGAAACUGUCAUUUUGCUGCGACCAUACGAUCAAUUUGCUAUACACACUUUGCUAAGUACACAUCAGGCGUUCAAAAUCGCGCGGAAGCAUAAAUGGUGUAAAAAUGUAUGUAAGAUAUUAUUGUAAAAAAGGUUUUAACUUAAAAUAAAUUAAAUGAUAAUAAAUCAUACCAUAA
Leptopilina boulardi is the source of this 4898-nucleotide messenger RNA. RefSeq names its product GATA-binding factor 2-like. Lineage: Eukaryota; Metazoa; Arthropoda; Insecta; Hymenoptera; Figitidae. Gene Ontology annotation, biological process: negative regulation of transcription by RNA polymerase II; cell fate commitment; positive regulation of transcription by RNA polymerase II. The transcript has 8 exons. The coding region runs from base 674 to 2551 and encodes 625 amino acids. Gene Ontology annotation, molecular function: DNA-binding transcription factor activity, RNA polymerase II-specific; zinc ion binding; RNA polymerase II cis-regulatory region sequence-specific DNA binding. The record is from RefSeq and is a predicted model, not a curated record.